UUUCAGAAUAGACGUAGAGAUUACCAAUAUUUUCCGUCAUCCAACUCUCGGUGGAUCUGCCUGUUCGUGUGUCCAUAGACCAGUGUUUUCGGUGAUGAUGAUGAUGACGAUGACAUUGUGAUCUGUCGUCUAGAAGGCGGAGGAAAGGUGCGCACCGAGUAAAACAAACAUCCACCUCGUGCUUCGACCACCGCAGUGAAUGAACAUGAAUAGCGGCAGACUUUAUUCACGACUGCGGUUAUGUCGGUUUUAUUCCGGCGGCGUGAGAGCGACGUAUCACCGAACGCUGGACAGGAUCGAAUUAAUGCUGCCGCCUAAAUUAAGACCUGUCUACAAUCAUCCUGCUGGGCCAAAGACGGUUUUCUUCUGGGCGCCUGUUUUCAAAUGGGGUUUAGUUGCUGCUGGAUUCUCUGAUAUGACCCGGCCUCCAGAAAAGCUCAGCGUCUCCCAGUCCUGCGUCAUCACAGCUACUGGAUUGAUCUGGUCAAGGUACUGCCUGGUGAUUAUCCCCAAGAACUGGGCUCUGUUUGCUGUAAACUUUUUCCUGGGCAUGUGUGGAAGCAUCCAGCUCUUCAGGAUAUGGAGGUACAACCAAGAGCUCAAGCAGAAGGAAGCGGAAGUGCAGCAGACUUGAAAAGCCACAAGAGUGUUCAGCUGUUGUUCAGUUACUGUAAAAGCAAUGAAUCAGCCUUUUGCACACUACCGCCAUGUGAUUUAGAUCUGUGUGAAAUAGAGGGUUAUUUUACCAAAAAAAUCAUUUCCUAUUUAAAUUCUGUCACGCACAUCAGUUGUGAUACAAUGAUUGUAUUUCUGGUGUUCUCGAUUGAUCCGUUUCUCAGUUUUAAAGGGGUCAUAUCAUAAUAAUAAUAAUAAUAAAUGGUGUGCCUACAAAA
Molecule: messenger RNA, 893 nt
Organism: Danio rerio (zebrafish)
Lineage: Eukaryota; Metazoa; Chordata; Actinopteri; Cypriniformes; Danionidae
Gene: mpc2a
Product: mitochondrial pyruvate carrier 2a
Biological process (GO): pyruvate import into mitochondria
Cellular component (GO): mitochondrial inner membrane
Source: RefSeq, marked validated